Molecule: messenger RNA, 3561 nt
Organism: Osmia bicornis bicornis
Lineage: Eukaryota; Metazoa; Arthropoda; Insecta; Hymenoptera; Megachilidae
Exons: 1
Coding region: 1151-2287 (378 amino acids)
Source: RefSeq, a predicted model, not a curated record
UUCACUGCGAACCGACCGCGUGGGAGGCCUGUUCAGGAUCUCGUAGUAAUUUCAACGAGAACUAGCCUACCUUCGUUCGCGGUUCAGUCUUCACCGGAGUGUCUCUCGCGAGCAGUUCUCAUAAAUCAGCCGUGAAAUACGAUGAAAACUUUGUACUAUUUGUAACGAGAACAUGCGUCUUCGAAAGAGCAUCUCUUGUUCGAGCAACGAAACGUUCCAGUGAUGUACGAGUGUGUUUGUUAAUAAUCUUAACGAAGUUAAUUGAUCGACAGACUGAAGAAUAAUUAGGGAGAAGAAGUAUUAAUUAAAAGAUUGAUCAAGAUAGCUUUUAUCGGCGGGAAUUGGAUCGUUGAUUUCUCAAGAGAUCGAAAAUCCAGAGCGGUUCGCGCAAGAAAUCGGGGAAGAAAAUCGUCUGAGAAAAGCUGAGCCUCGCUGGUACAAUCGUACCAGCGGGAUAAUUGAAUCGCCUCGUAAUCAGUUGCAUAACAUUCGCGGGCAAGAGGAAGAUAAUAGAAAAAAAAAAAAGAAUAAUAGUUGAAGCAACCACGAAGCGUCAGAUUGUUAAACCUAUUUACCGUUUCGCGUUCACGCUCAUUGGAUCCCUGCUGGAUCGUGUGCCUCUUCCUUGCUUUUCGUCUCAUUGUUAGAGACGCGUUGCACAAGCCUGGUCGUGCACCAAGUCACGAAGAAAUCCACGUGAUACGGUGGGACGAAGAUUUCAAUUACAGUCGAAGCGGUUAGCAUAAUUGCCGAGCCGAGCGGUCGCUCGUGUCGGCUAGAAAAUCAUCGACAAUUUCGUCCGCGAUAACGCGACUAGUCUGCUGGUUGGUACGAUUCGCGAGCUGGAGCGAAGAAAUUUCUUUCGAAAGAACAUUUCGUACUUUGAUGACUCGUUACACCCGGUGCAUUUCGUUCACGGUCAAGUGCCUUUGAUUCCGACGACCAGCAGGAAGUGCAAAGCAAUUUCCGUUGAGGGGAACCAGGUUAAUACUGCGUUACGUAUGGACAUCUGGAAAACUUGAUGGCACCGACGAUGUCCCGUCACGAUACAGUUUCUAUCCAGUUAAAAAUCUUCUACCCUGCUGUUAAUUAACUUCAUUCUGUGACUUUGUUCUCGUCCGAUUGCGUAACAACCAUUGCGAGAAGAACAAUGAUGGAGAACGUGUACGUGAUAAAGGUGAAAACGAAGCCAGCAUUAUCCUCUCUGUACCCAUCGGAGCGUCGGUAUUCAGCGUCGACCGUGGGUGGUCUGUCCUUCGUUCAUUUCGGUCUGGGUGCGCUCUCCCUUUUGCUGGGCAGUCUCGCGUUAUCUCUUCAAGGUCCGAUCCUCUCGAUCGCGUGUCUGGUACCGUUCGUGACCGGUCUGCUCGCCUGGAGAAGAUGGUACAUCGAUCGGAACAUCGCGAUUUUCUUUUACGGUAGCCUCUUCUCUCUGAUAGCAGCGGUCCUCUGUUUUAUCGCGACCGUUCUGGAUAUCGCCGCUGCAGCGGAGAGCAGAGGAACAUCGUGGUCCUUGGAGAAGAUUCUCGAUCAGCCUCCAGAUCCUUCUCACCUGGAGGAAUACCUGAAGACGGAUACUUUGAUGAACGAGACGAUGUCCCUCGACGAAGACACUUUCAACGCUACCGGCACCCAUGAUCGUUUGUCGGAGAUCAAUCUCUACUCGCCAACAGCUGGGAUCGUGAUCGACAACAUGUCCAAUAUAUCCGGAUACAUUCUGAGAACUACAAACGAAUCCACGGACGAUCACCUGAAGAAUUCUAGCAAAUCUUCCGCUGAAAGUCCUGAGGAUGAACUUCUGUCCACCGAGGGACCGCAGCAAGAUUCGUACAACUCCAACGUCGAAACUUUGCAGAUGAUAAAGGAUAGAAUGAUAUCGUUUUGGAAGAAGGAUCAUCAAAACACUCCGCAUGAUAAGAUUUUACUUACGGUGAAUGUAUUGGUCGCGUCUCUUCUGGAGGCGUUCUGGUCCGUUCUGAGCGCAAGAAUAGCGUUGCGAGGGAUGAGGAAUAGAUUGCCGGAAAGCGGUUACUCGAAUGGAUCCGUCGAGAACAAAGUGGACGGAACAGUGGCGGGAAAGAGGAAACCACCUGCGCCUAGACCGGAUAUUCUGGAUCACGAUCGUAGACUGACCGAAAGUUUGCAACAUUUCAACGCGUUGCAUGGUCUACGAAACUCCGGGCCGAGACUUCCCUUGCCAGAAUCCAGCAGGGAAUUCAGAGAAAGGGUUGAAAGGUUUCUGGCGAAUCAGGCGGCGCACAGGGUCGUCGAGGGAUCCUGUUCUUGAUAGAAACGUGAAACUGAACGAGGCGGAAUAAAUAGUUUUUGACGAUAGGAAAAUUUCUUGUAGUUUCUUCGAUCUCAAUAAGCAAUACUUUAGAAUAGGUAUUUAACCCUUUAAUUGAGGGUACUUUUAGCACAGCCGAUCGCUCUAAUUUUAAAUUAUAUUACUGAAGUGAUAUUUUAUUUUAAAAAAUUUUUCUUAUUGUAUUUAUUUUAUUUUUAUUUUAGUGAUAUAUAAACCACAACCGCUAUUUGAUAUUAGCAAAAAUUAACAUGUUGUUUAUAUACCACACCCGCCUCUGGCUAUAAUUUUAGUAUAUGGUCUAUAAACCACACCCGCAGUUAAAGGGUUAAUAUGGCGGUUUCACCAGCAUCGAAAUUAUGGAUCAUGUUUAUAAAACGGUUAACGAACGCAAUAAAAGAUCCGUGUAAGAAUAGCCGUUAAUUUUUCCUCGUUUACCGGUUCGUUAAUUAAUUCGAAUCGGUAGAAAUGUACUGUUAAAUGCACUGUAAGUAAUUUGUAAGUAAAUUGCGUCUGGCUACGAUUGCAACACAACUGCUGCUGCUGCUGCUGCGGAUUCAGACACCCGAGUGGAUACAGUUAAAGAACGGUAGUCCGUUUUGCUAACGAACCUUCAUUCGAAAAGAUCGUAUCAACCGCGACACGAUCUUAGAAAACACUUAAUUGCAAUUUAUUAACAUCAGUCGCUACGUUCCUAUGCCUUUGGUUAAUUAAAUGAUUGAGCUUACGGCAUACGAACCCGUUGUCAGUCAGAUGGGAUCGUAAGAGUGGAAAACUUGGUCAGAACUGACAAUUUUAUCGUCUGUUACAUCGAUCAAGAUAACGUAAUUUCUAAUCGCGCUCAUUCAUGUUUCGUAUUGUAUUUAUUUAUUGAACUUGAGUAGGCGAUAGAAAAGGAUGCUUUCCGUGCUGUCGCUGGUGAUCGAUCUAGAUUACGCGAAAUUAAUGGUAACUUACAAUGGUCAGGCAUCUCGUGUGUGCACACGUUCUUGCGAAAGUUCAACGAUCGUGCCGCCUGUUGCGAAAGCGUAUAAUCUGAUAUUGGGCAACGCGCAGAGAGCGCGGGAGUUCUCUAAGAAAAUUGCUGACAAUAGCUGUGCCCGGUAUAGAUCUCGCAUUCCUUUUUAAAUGCUUACCUGGGUGUGUUUCAGUGACAUAUAGACCGCGAUAAUAUCGUUCGUUCGGAAUUAAUUUGUGUCCUGCUUGUAUCGGUUUCUUUAUUUUUUCAUUUGUCUUAGUCCGAUAACCCUUAGGCU